Molecule: messenger RNA, 989 nt
Organism: Episyrphus balteatus (marmalade hoverfly)
Lineage: Eukaryota; Metazoa; Arthropoda; Insecta; Diptera; Syrphidae
Gene: Etfb
Product: electron transfer flavoprotein subunit beta
Exons: 3
Coding region: 148-912 (254 amino acids)
Cellular component (GO): cytosol
Molecular function (GO): electron transfer activity
Source: RefSeq, a predicted model, not a curated record
UUUCUGUUAUCACUCCUCAAUGCCAGCCCUGUCAACCUGUCCGAUGUUUUUAUCUGUCAAAAAAUAACCUUUGGACCAAAAUUUCCUCUAGUUAAUUUUUUCUUCCUUUACCUUUUGUUAUUUUUAAACUUCAACUAAAUAAAAAACAUGGCUCGAGUAUUAGUUGGUGUAAAGCGUGUUAUUGACUACGCUGUCAAGGUUCGCGUCAAGCCAGACAAAACUGGCGUUGUAACAGAAGGUGUCAAACACUCAAUGAAUCCCUUCGACGAGAUUGCCGUCGAAGAGGCAGUCAAAAUGAAGGAGAAAAAACUCGCUUCCGAAGUAAUUGCCGUGUCAGUUGGUCCAACACAAUCUCAAGAAGUCAUUCGAACAGCAUUGGCAAUGGGCGCCGAUCGUGGCAUUCAUGUGGAAAUCUCUGGCAAAGAUUAUGAACUCUUGCAGCCAGUUCAUGUCUCAAAAAUUCUUGCCAAAUUAGCUCAAGACGAAAAAGCUGAGUUGGUAAUUCUCGGGAAACAAGCAAUUGAUGAUGAUAGCAAUCAAACUGCUCAAAUGACAGCCGCAGUUUUGGAUUGGCCACAAGGGACUUUUUGCAAUAAGGUCGACAAGACUGAUGCAGGUUUAACAAUUAGUCGUGAAAUUGACGGUGGUCUUGAGACAAUUAAGACCAAAAUUCCAGCAGUUUUAAGCGCUGAUUUGCGUUUGAAUACUCCACGCUAUGCAACACUUCCUAAUAUCAUGAAGGCCAAGAAGAAGCCAAUUAAGAAGACAACUCCCAAAGAUUUGGGAGUGGAUACUUCUCCAAGGAUUGAGAUUAUUUCUGUGGAAGAUCCACCAGUGCGUCAAGCUGGUUCGGUUGUUCCUGAUGUUGAUAGUCUUGUUGCCAAGUUGAAGGAAGGAGGAUUUGUCAAGUAAUAUAUGAAUAACAAAAGGAAAACAAGAAAUAAUAUUCUAAUUAAUAAGAAUAAAGAUUUUAUUACUGUUCAUUUAAA